Hemiscyllium ocellatum (epaulette shark) is the source of this 2452-nucleotide messenger RNA. Its product is annotated as SLAM family member 5-like. The record is from RefSeq and is a predicted model, not a curated record. The coding region runs from base 200 to 1063 and encodes 287 amino acids. Lineage: Eukaryota; Metazoa; Chordata; Chondrichthyes; Orectolobiformes; Hemiscylliidae. The transcript is spliced from 4 exons.
CACUUCCUGUUUCUCGUCUUUAAAUGGACGCUGACUUUCGGCAUUUCCCGUUUCCUGUCUCUCUCUCCCCUCCCCGGGCACGGAGUGAUUUCCACCCGGAACGUUCCUCCGUUCCCCCUCCCCCCUCCGCCCCGGGUGUUUCCUCGGGACUGGAGCCAGCUUACCCCCACAUCUCCCCCUCCCCCGGGCGUCACUGUCAAUGGACUCCAUGAUGUUGGAGUUGCCGGGCUUUCUGUUCCUCGUCUGCUCCGUGUCUGUUGAAGGUCAGGGUGUGGUGGAUAUUAAAACUCCAGCUUUCCCUGUGAAUGGGACUGUGGGACGCUCUGCCUGGUUACCUGUGGAAAUAAACCCCAUCCCAGAGAAAACAGAAAUCACCUGGAGAUUCACUGAAAUUGGUCGUGCAGCAUCUAUCGCUCGAUUGGACACCAGUGACGGGAAAAUUAAAAUAUUUGAAGACACGGGGUUUGAAGGAAGGGUCACAGUGCACGGGAACCUGACCCUUCAGAUAGACAACCUGACGAUGGGUGACGGAGGGAUUUACACAGUGACUCUAACAGGAGAAGGAAGAGAUUAUACAGGAAAGGUUACUCUGCAAGUUUGUGAGCCCGUGUCUGUACCCACUGUGGAGCUGGUUGAGAACAUCACUGCUGAGAGCUGUAAUGUCACCCUGCUGUGCUCUGUGGAGAUGGGGAGUCACAUCAUCUAUACCUGGACAUCGCUGGGAACCACCCAGACAGAUGGGGAGGUGGAACAGCUCUCCGGGAGCACGGGGGAACUGAAACUGUCAGUGGGAAUGUCUGAGCCCAUCCACUAUCGGUGUACGGUGUGGAACGCAGUCAGUGAGGAGAGCGGGGAGAUCAGGGUAGACCCACCCUGUACAGCUCGGGUCGAGCAGCCGAAACAGUCGAAAUGGCUCUCCGUGCUGCAGAUCUGUUUGGGUGGAUCCGUCCUGAUCAUCCUCAUCGCUCUCCUGGCUGUUUCCAAGUAUUGUCCGUGGCUGAAUCCCGGGAGGUCAACCGUGCAGCCCUCCCACGCCACCCAACACCCGACAAGCAAGACGUAACUCCCUGCCCUGAGCCUCCUCUCUGCCCCUGAGACGCUCCUGUCGUUGUCACUGUCUGGACCUUCCUUCUGUCCCCUCGAUGCCCAUCGGUGGGUGUCCCAGGGCGUUGGCGACUCCACCAAUGCCGAAACCGUUCCCCCUCCAUCCCCUGUCCCUUGGCACCUCCCUCACCCUCCUGCCCACCCUCCGUUCCACUCCCUCGAACUGCAGGAGGUCCACCUUUUGUUCAGAAUGUGUUUUUGGCGCUCCGUUUGACCCCCCUCUGCCCGGCCGUGAGGGGGCACCUCGGAGUAUUAAGUCACAAAGACCAGUGGAGUUGCGGGUAGUGCCCGAGACGGUGAAACGGGAUAUUGAUCAGUUACGGAUCCAGGUGGAGAAAAUGGCAGGUGGAGUUUAAUCCGGGUGAGUGUGAGGUGCUGCAUGUUGGAGGGAUCAAACAUUGAAGGAAAAGUGUCCCGUUAAUGAACAGCGUUGAUGUCCAGGGGCAAUCUUGGGGUUCAAGGCCAUCGCUCCCUGAAAAAGUGGCCCUCACAAGCAGAUAGGGCAGGAAAGGAGGGCUAUGGCACCCUGGUCUUUAUUGGUCGGGGAACUGAGUACAAGAGUCGCGAUGUCACGUCGCAGCUUUAUCAGGCUUUGGUGAGGUCGCACUGAGAGUAUUUAAUUCUGGUCGCCGUAUUCCAGGGAGGGUGUGGGCGCUUCAGACAGGAUGCUGCCUGGAUUUGAGGGAAUGAGCUGUCAGGAGUGGCUGGAAAAACUCAGGCUGUUUUCUCUGGAGGCUGAGGGGAGACUCGGUCGCGGUUGUGAUGCAGGUGUCGGUGGGGCACGCGACCUUUUUUUUCAGCGAAUUGAAAAGCGAGCAAGGACUGACUGAAAUCACAGCGAGUACUGAACAAGCUAACAACGCCACACUGGGUCAGAACUAAUAGCUGGUGCUGCGUUGCCACGGAACUAAAAAAAAACAAAUUCAACUUCGGCCAAACCAUGGAAAUUAUGCCCCAAGAUACCAAAAUCCAAUCAUGUUCGAAAUUUUAACGGUUUUAUGAUGCUGCUAAAGCCAACGAACUGAGGUGAUGCUUUGGGGUCAAGAAACCAGACAUUUUGAACAGUUAAGGGGAGACGUGCGAUGGACAGCAAUAAUUCCAGAAUGCGAGGUGAACAACUCUCUGAAAGGGAGCCGUCUAUCAGAGGUUUGUGCAGCUCAGGGCUGAAGGAGAGACAACUCAGGAACAAUCCCAGCGGAAAAUCAACCCACAAAUCCGACUGGGUUUUGAAACGUGAUUCUGUAUUUUUUUUUUUAUCUGUGUGUCAGUCUUAAUCAGGGUGUUUUUUUGGAGUGGGGGCGGGGGGCAGUGUUGUUGAGUGGGAGGCUAUAAAGAAAGGAGUUGUGAA